Capra hircus (goat) is the source of this 10245-nucleotide messenger RNA. It is a transcript of the gene GNAT2, whose product is annotated as G protein subunit alpha transducin 2. The record is from RefSeq and is a predicted model, not a curated record. The transcript is spliced from 9 exons. Gene Ontology annotation, cellular component: photoreceptor inner segment; photoreceptor outer segment; heterotrimeric G-protein complex. Lineage: Eukaryota; Metazoa; Chordata; Mammalia; Artiodactyla; Bovidae. Gene Ontology annotation, molecular function: GTP binding; GTPase activity; G-protein beta/gamma-subunit complex binding. The coding region runs from base 151 to 1215 and encodes 354 amino acids. Gene Ontology annotation, biological process: detection of chemical stimulus involved in sensory perception of bitter taste; adenylate cyclase-modulating G protein-coupled receptor signaling pathway.
CCGUGAGGGAGUCACGCAACAGGUGCGACCCCACCAAAACCGCCCUAGCGACGGCGCUCUCCUCCGCAGCCCCAGGCCCAGCCAGAUAGGAAACCCUGGAGGAGAAUCUUAAGGGCUGAAGGAAGCCGCCGAGGAGGAGACGGAUGAAAGAUGGGGAGUGGAGCCAGUGCUGAGGACAAAGAACUGGCCAAGAGGUCCAAAGAGCUAGAAAAGAAGCUGCAGGAGGAUGCUGACAAGGAAGCCAAGACCGUCAAGCUGCUAUUGCUGGGUGCUGGGGAGUCAGGAAAGAGCACUAUCGUCAAACAGAUGAAGAUCAUUCAUCAGGAUGGCUAUUCGCCAGAAGAAUGCCUGGAGUACAAGGCCAUCAUCUAUGGCAAUGUGCUGCAAUCCAUCCUGGCUAUCAUCCGGGCCAUGCCCACACUGGGCAUUGACUAUGCUGAAGCGAGCUGUGUGGAUGAUGGGCGACAACUCAACAAUCUGGCUGACUCCACUGAAGAAGGCACCAUGCCUCCUGAGCUAGUGGAGGUUAUCAGGAAGUUGUGGAAGGAUGGUGGGGUGCAAGCCUGCUUUGACAGAGCUGCAGAGUACCAGCUCAAUGACUCAGCAUCUUACUACCUGAAUCAAUUAGACCGAAUUACAGCCCCUGACUACCUCCCUAAUGAGCAAGAUGUGCUACGAUCCAGAGUCAAAACCACAGGCAUCAUUGAGACUAAGUUUUCCGUCAAGGACUUAAACUUCAGGAUGUUUGAUGUGGGAGGGCAGAGAUCAGAGAGAAAGAAGUGGAUCCACUGCUUUGAGGGAGUCACCUGCAUCAUUUUCUGUGCAGCCCUCAGUGCCUAUGAUAUGGUGCUGGUGGAAGAUGACGAAGUGAAUCGUAUGCAUGAGUCACUGCACCUGUUCAACAGCAUCUGUAACCACAAGUUCUUCGCGGCCACUUCCAUUGUCCUCUUUCUCAACAAGAAGGAUCUCUUUGAGGAAAAAAUCAAGAAAGUCCAUCUCAGCAUUUGCUUUCCAGAGUAUGAUGGGAACAACUCUUAUGAGGAUGCAGGAAAUUAUAUCAAGAGUCAAUUCCUUGACCUCAACAUGAGAAAAGAUGUCAAAGAAAUCUACAGUCACAUGACCUGUGCUACAGAUACACAGAAUGUCAAAUUUGUAUUUGAUGCAGUUACAGAUAUUAUCAUCAAAGAAAAUCUCAAGGACUGCGGACUCUUCUAGUUCUCACCAUUCCUCAAGUAUGUUCUACAAACAGGCUCCGAAUAUCAUUAAUUUUAAGCAGAAAAUUAAGGUCAAUAUAUUAUGAAAAGAAUGAAUCCAUUCUCCCUUGGAGAUGGAGUAUGUAUGAUUGCAGCUGUGUCUCAUUUGUUCUUUUAAAAGCGAGAUAGCUAGCACAGUUUAAAGAAUGCAAGACCAGGAAAUCAGAAGACCCAGGAUCCAUUAUUGGCUCUGCAACUUACUAUUGAUGCAAAAAUGUAAAUAUUUCAUUUGUCUGAGCCUUGAGUCCCUCAUCUAUAAAAUGAAGGUAACUUCUCUACUACUUCACAAGGUUAUUCUAAUGAUCACAAACAUAACUGAAGGAAGGCACAUAAAAACUGUGAGGUGACGCAAAGAAAUCCCAAAUAAAGCUCCCACUAACGAAAUUCAACACCAAGGUUUAGAUGAAUUAUCCCAAACAAAAAAGCAAACUUUCCCUGCUAUCUGCAAAAAAGCCUAAAUUAGUUAAAAACAGAAUUUCAAUAAACCUACCACCCUUUUUUACUAUAAGACCUUUAUGUGCCUUAGCUAAGAGAUCUGAAUCACCAGAUAGAUUUGAGUUUGUGAGCUCUAAGGCACACAUCCCGUUUUUUUUUUUUUCUUUCUUUCCUGUCUUUUUGGCCACAUGGCUUGCCUUGCAGGAUCUUAGUUCCCCAACCAGGGACUGAACCCAGGCCCUGGUCAGAGUCCUAACCACUGGACCACCAGGGAGUUCCCUAAAACGAUUUUCAUUAAAUCAUAUUAUCCCUCUGCUCCCAAACUGCCAGACUGUGUUCCCUAUAUCUCUGUAAGUAUAGGGAUACUUAUCCCUCUAAGUAACUCUCUCAGCUAUGUAAGACACUUUCUAAAUGAACCUGGAGGACAGAACACACUCCCACUAGAGUAUUAAUGACUGUAUUGCUGCUACUUCUCUGUCACAGAAUUUAGAACAAGUGAGCAAUCCUAAAAUCCUCAUUUCAACUGCUACAUGUUUCAGAACAAAAAAGGCAGCUGAUUUUGCUUUAGGCGCUGAAAAUCUUUGCAGUUGGAUCCAUGUGAUGCCUGGCUGAAAACAACAUCUCCCCAAACAGGCCAACAAUUAAAUUAUCCCUUGAACUCCUUUGAGGGGAAACAAAGCUUGUAUUUAUCUUGACAGGAGGUGGUGAAGUCAAGUAUAGAUUUAGCAUUUACAACUACUAGUGAGGAAAGCUCUUGGCAUCUAAGACUUAGUAUAUAAAAGAAAGUGUCAAUUAAAAUGAAAAUCUGCUCCUUGCCAGAAAAACACAUUCACACUUAGGCUACUACUAGCAAUAUUGAUACUAGAAAGCCAUAUGAGCUUGAAAUACACUGAAGAAUAAAUUUGCAGGUGUUAAAAUUGGAUUCAUUUAAUAGUCUUUCGAUUCUUUGAAAAGACACCAACUUGGGAAAAUUACCAGGGAAAUAAGGAAAACUACUGUCUACUGCCGAUUAAAAAACUUAAACCGAAGGAAAAAAAUCUGGGCAAGAUUUCUUGAAUCCAAGCACUGUUCAGGGCCUAUUCUAAAGGGCACACUCUAAUGCUCACUAACCUCUUUGCUUUAACUCAACUUAUAGGGGGUUCCGAGGUGUUUUUUUCUCUUUUCUUCCUUUUGGUAUCAUAAAUCCCUCUAGCAGUCUGAUGAAGCCUAUGGAUCUCUUUCUCAGGAUACUUUAAAAUGCAUAAAACAAAAUUCAGAGAUCUACAAAGGAAACCAACAUACUGAACCAACAACAGUUGUAUCUUUGGAGUUCUGAAGCCCCAGGUUAAGAAUUUUGCUACAGCUAUGAUCUUAGCUAUUCAAGGCCCAAAUGUAGUUUUUCCCAUUUAUUCCACCUUCAAGUAGGGUAACCCCACCUACCCCAAAAUCACGCCAAAUUGUUUGCUUUUCUAAAUUACGUUUUCCUUGAUCUUUGACUCUAGGCAGGAAUUGGUUAUAGGUCAAACAAACUAUGGAAGCCCAACACAGACUCCUUGGUUAUUAAUGUUCAUAUAGAACUUGCCCUACAGUACUACCAUGAAAACAGAGUCAGUGGGACAGGUCUUAUGGUUUAACAAUCUCUAGCAGAAUGAAACACAGUUAUAUUUUAGUUUUCUUCUGCUCUGGUAGACACCUCAACUUUUAACUGGUUUAUAAACAAAUUCCCAAAAGCCAAAAGAUGCCCUAUAUUCACUUUGCAGAAAGGUUAUCUUGGAGGCUGGAUAGGGAAGUAGCAGUACUUAAAAGCAACACUUCUACAGCUGCUUUACUCAGGUUAGAAUCUGGUUAUUCAUCUCAUAAUGCUUUCAAGCUAAAACUCUUCUGGUGAGUUUACACAGAAUAAAAAUUGGGGGCCUUGGUCAUCCACUCAUCUGUUCCUUAAAACAAAGUCAAAAUAAUUUCCUAAAGCUCUUAGCAACCACCAGGCUCUUCUCUGAGUAAAGGAAAGAGGACUUGACUUUAAAUGUUCUGGGUAGGCUUCCAAAAAGCAUGUUAAUCCUUACUGCAGCUUAAUUGUUUGUCAGACCCAGAGAUGAUUCCUAAACCUUACACUAUUAGAGACAACUACAUUGGUACUUCUCCUAUCCUACUGGCUUAUUUUUAUCUCAUGGACAUUUUGAUUGUGUCCAUGAAAAGUUCUCUUUGCAUAAAACAGCAGCUAGAAAGCUUAAAACCAAAAUUAUGCCAAAUACUCUGCUGUCUAUGUCUUCUUUUGCUCCGUUUUAAAUUUACAUUAUACUGUUGAAUUUUAUGUCAUCACAAAUUCUUUUCUGUAACAAGAUAGGUUAGAAACUAAUACUCAACCCUGUUUUCAUACACUGCAACCUUAAUGCUUAGGAUGAUAAAGCUAUUCCAGGUCCACCACUAGCAAUUUAUAGAUAAGAAACUGAGGCCAAGGGAGGUAGAGUGUCUUCAUCAAGAUCACACCUGCUGGGAAGUAACAGAACUUGAACUCCAAAAUAGGUCUUCUGAAUCCAAAGCCAGUAGUUUGUCUAUCUGCACAAUACCAACAGUCCACUAAACACCGUAAUGUCAAAGUCAAUUUUCUCAUUCACCUAAGCUCCUUCUAGUCCCAAACAAGUCCUUUUAUUAGCAUAGAAUAAAAAAAUAUAUAAAUAGCUUUGUUUGCUGAAGGUAUAAUUUCCUGUUCUGUUCUUAAGAGGGCAGAGACCAUGUUUUCCUUUAAUUGCGUGAUUAGACAUUGAUGAAAGUAAGCCAAAUGUAAAUUAAGUUCCAUUUCAUAUCAAUCUGAUGACAGUUGCUUUUUUUCUUACAAAAAUAUGACACAUAAGGACAAACAAUAUGAUUUCACUUAGAUCAAGAAUCUAAAGUAGUCAAAUUUAUAAAGACAGAAAGUAGAAUGGAAGUGAAGAGUUAUGAUUUAAUGGGUACAGUUUCAGUUUGGGAAGAUGAAAAAAGUUCUGGAGAUGGACGGUGGUGAUACUGCAUAAAAACAUGAAUGUACCUAAUACUACUGAACUAUAUACUUAAACAUAGUUAAAAUGGCAAAUUUUAUGUUAUGUACAUUUUACUACAAUUAAAAAAAAUAGAAAAAAUAUAACUGGAAAUGUGCUUUUAUGUUUCUGUCAAUUAAAAGAUGGAUAAAAUGAGCACAAAAAUUCAGUAUAAGAACCAUAUAAAGACACAUUUACUCAAAAUAGUUCCUACUCUGAUAAAAAAAAUUCACGCACAUGUACCCCAAAUAGUCAAAAUCUGGGUGGCCCCAUCCCCAAGGUGAAAAAUAAGAACCUUCAAAAACCAUGCUAUACUUGGAGAUGUGCCGUAGACCAAAGUGUGCUGGCCCUGCUGGGUGGAGAAGGUGGUGAAGGGUGAAGAGCUCUUACCUCCCACUGCCCUCUCUACCCGGCACAGCCCCCGGAGCACAGAUUCCAGCAAGACUUCAGUGUUGGGCCAGGGACUGCAAGUGUGCCAAGCCUCUGGUGAUCCUGCUAGGCAGAAGUGUGAAGACAUCUCUGUGAGGUCAAACAGAUAAACUGCAAAUUGUAGGAACUUUUCUGCCCUUUGGUCAUGGAAAAGCAAACACUGGUUUGAACAGGAAAUAAAGAACUGGAUUUAAAUGCAAAAUUUUUACAGACCUUUUCACCCGGCUUCACAAAAUAAAAUUUGCAGUUGAAUUUGUAGUAAUUUAGUUCAGUUUAGGUUUUUGAAAUGGGUAGGGAAAAGUGAUUAUGAGAAAAGACAACCGGCAACAAUGAGCAACAUUUGUAGGUAUUGUCUCAAGACUUACUUUUUUUUGGAGUAUAAUUUCGAAUAUCAUAAAGAAUAUUUAUGAAACAUUUCUAAUGUUAUUUCUAUUUGAUCAGAACUAUAGUGUAUCAGAACUGGAAGGAGUACUUUAGUCUGUCUUUAGAUGAGGGAUAUAGACUGAAAGAUUUCAUAGCUAGCAGGAAGCAGGGAAAAGACCAGAACCCAGCACAUCAAGCAACUCUCCAACCUCGUAAAAGAACCCUUCAUUCUAUGUAAGCAAAGGUGAACAGUUAGAAAAAACAGGUUAUUUCUUGUAAUUUGUUAUGUCCACUGGGAUCCUCUUACAUAUAAACAAGCCUCUUGAUAAAAAUGUUUGGAUAACCCAAAGGAAUAUGGCUGGGGGGUGGGGGUAAGAUAGGGUAUCUGUACAACCAGGGUGUACAGAAUUUAAUAUUCCAGCUGUACAUGAUCUUACAGCUAAUGCUAACACAUUGAGACAGUGUACCCCAUAAAUAUAUUUACUAAUAUUUGAUUAUCUCUCCUACCAUGUUGAUUCCCACUAGAUUUCAGGAAGGGAAAACAUAUACCCCUGGGCAUACAGAGAUAUAUAUUUAACUCCUCAAUCAUUCAUUCCCCUUACCUACCUCAUCCCCAACAGACUUUCAUUCUAUAGCUAGUUUUGUUUUUUAUCUACCAACUGUGAAUGGAUAUUCAUGUUAUUAUAGUUAUCUUUGUUACAGGAUUUUAUCUUUACUUCUGUGUAUCUAUUUUCACUGAAAAUAAAUGGAGUGAAAUAAAUGAAAUAAAUGUUUAGAAACCCCAAGUUUCUUGUUUUGUCUAACUUUUGUAUAAAAACUAAAUACUCUUAUCCAAAAUGCAGUAAUGUUCUUUGGCUAAACAUUCCUCCAACUAACUUUUUGGGUGAAAGGCACUCUAAGUUAUGUACAAAAGGUGCUUUGUACUUACUGCAAAUAAAAAAUAACUCAAGUCUUUCACUAGUGACUUAGAGGUUGUUUACUAUUCUUGUUGAUCUUUAAUAUGAGGUCUAUUCAGUUGUCCCCAGGAUGUUGACCCAGGUUAGUCACAUCAGAACCACCUGAGGGAUUUACUUGAAAAAUACAUAUUCCCUGGACCUGAUUUGGACAUUUUAAUUGAGUCGAGGUUAGCCAAAGAAUCUCUAUGUUAAUCUUGCACCACAGGUAUCUGCUGCUGUAUAAUAUUCCAUAUUAUCUCUUAUUCCUGAGAAGACUUGAGUAAAGCCAGGUGCAGGCCUGACAUAGUAUCAGAAAAUAACUGUCCUGCCCUGAUUUGUUCUGAAAUAUGCUCUCCUCAGCAGAAGUAAUUCAUAAAAGAUUGUGAGAAAACUGGAGGGUGGGUGGUGAGGGGGAAUGGGGAUUCAAAACCUAAACAAGGGUAAAGGAACAAGGAUCCUGACCAUCCUGGAAGUCUGUUCUUCAGUAUGCCUCACUUAAAUUAAAUCUUUUACUUUCUGAUAGUUGAUAGCAAAAGGUAUCUAAGUUUCAGGUCUCUAAGCAGCUUGGUUUUCUUUUGUGUUUGGACAGUCAUAAGUUUACAAGGAGACCUGUGGCUGGUUCAGGUCAGAUCUCUGAUUUGUACUUUGAAGCCUAAACUGGAAGAAGAAAAUUACCUGGCAGUACAGGGAAACUGAGAUAGUUUUAUUCUUAAAGUCAGUAUCACAUAUGAAAGAUCUCACAGGGAAUCAGUAAAAGGAAUCAGUACUAUUAAUAUUUUAGGUUUGUAUCAAUGAGUACGGGGCCACUGUUUUUUGAACAGCUAAAAGAAAAAAAAAAUCAUUCAAAGGCAGCUUUUUGACUGACAGAGAGACGAACUUCCCCUUGUAUGUAACUGCCAAUACAGCAAGGAGCUCUACAAUAGGAAAUGCCAGAACUAUGCUAAGCAAAUGGAUAAAUAUAAAAAAGUAACUAACCAGAUCAGGCCAUCAAGGUCCAAACAAAGUUAUAGCUACAAAUCAGAGAGAACGGCCACACAUCAGUGGCCAGAAUGUAAGAAUAUAAGGUGAGCAAAUAAAUUAGAAGAACCAGCAGUUAUUUUUAAAUACUCCAAAAUGUGUAUAUAAUAAAACACAAAUAGAAUACAUAAGAGAAUAAAAACUAAACAAGGCAAGGAAACAGGUUUUUAAAAUGUGGUCCAUCUAUUCUUCGAAAGCAGCACCUUGUGAAAAGUCACAACCUGUCAGGUACAAUGCACUGAACUAGAGGUCUAGAGUCAAACCAUCCAAGACAAAAAUGAUACUUCAAGAUCCACUUAUGAAUAACUCUAACAGUUCUUAGAAUUGUCAUGCCAGGAGGUGAAUCUGUUGAAAAGCUGAAAUUGUAAGGUGAUUUAUUCCCUAAGACUGACCAUUAAGGAGCAGAAUUCUUCCUCUUUACAUAGGAGCGUAACAGAUGGCAAUUUUACACCCCAGAGUUUUAAUCAGGGGGCUAAGAUGUGACUGUCAACAAAAUAAAGCUGCUGUUACAGUCCUUCCUGCUAACGGCUAUUUAUUGUUAUUUAAUUUUUAAAUUUUCUUAGAUGUGCUGAUUUCUUAGAUGGUCCAAAGCCUGGCCAACUAAAUUCUGAAACAUGAUACAUCAAAAAUUUUCAGUAUUCUCCACCAAAAAGAUACAGGCAAUUUUUCAUUUCUUUGAUUACAAAUAUCAAUUCUUUUUCUCCAAGCUAGUAGAUAUGAUGUGUCACCCCACAUUUUGGCUCUGCUAUAAGAAAAGAUCUUUUAAUUCAAAACACAAUAGUGGUUUGUAAGGCAGACCAUCAGAUUCAUCAGAUCAAAAUCACCUUUUUAAAAUUAUAGACUGCUAGCCCACCAGCCAAGAGUCAAUCUCUGAGAUGGAUCCAGGUGAUUUUGACUGAAGGCAUAUUUGAAAACCACAGACUGAAACUGUGCCCUCAACGAAUGUGCAUUUUGAUAAAUUAUUUGGGAUGGAGGGGUAAGAGGUGAUCCUCACAAAUGUAGGACAAAUGUAAAUGGUGUAAAGUCAAAAAAGUAGAGAAUUACUAUUUUCAUUAAUGAAAAAGCUAAAAAAUUAACACAUCAGAUAGACAUAUUCAAAUGAAAAUACAAAAUGCAUUUCAAGUUAAAUUAACUUUUUUGGAUUAUCUCUUGUUUUGGGUUAUCAACAACACUAUCCCACUAGCCCAGACUAUAGAAAAACUACAGUUAAAGUAACAUUCUACCAGUUCUCAUUUCCAAAUGAUUCUACAUCACAGAAUACAAUAAGGAAAAGAUAUAUUCAAAAUGAACAAGAACGAUCCCUUAUUUACACUGUGAGCAUAAGUCAAUCACCAAUUGAAGCUGAUAAUUUUCUUUCUUUUAGACCCAGUUUUGCCAGUUAUAAAAAAAAAAAAGUUGUUAGAUAAUAGUUAUACCACCUGCAGAGUUAUAAUUUUCCCAAGAAAGCAAAAAGAAAAAAACCUACCAAUAAAGGCACUGAACUGCUGUGGCUCACUUUCUGAACCAGCUUUGAUGACCACCAACCUUUUUUUAAAACUACUGAAAGGUCACAUCAAAAGAUGAAAUAGAAUCCAAUCCAAAAAGACUGGACCCCAAAAGGCACUACUCAAAUUACUGAUUUGGAAUGCUCAAACUGCAUUUUCUUCAUCUGCCUUCCCCUAAUGGACCAUUCAAUAUUUAAUGACAUUUGCAGUACACUGCACAAAAGGACCUGCAGGCUGACGUGAAAAGAGCUCUUCACAAAACCAAAAUGUAAAUCUGGAAAAUGGGUUUUGACUGUGCAUCACUUAUACAGAUAUGACAUAACAACCUCAGUCAGGCCAAGACUCAACAAUACUUAUACAUCAAAAGACUUAAGACCUUCAGAGAACCCUUCUACCUAAACCCAUUCUCAGACAAAGGCCUAAGCACACAGCAGGGGCAAAAAACAGCAGAAGAAAAUAUUUUCAGAAAGGACUAAUUACAAACAGGAACAAACCUGGACUCUUUACUCACCAUUUUAAUACUGCUGUCAACUAUAACAGAUUAAAAAUCUGUACACACGACAAAGUAGAAAAAAGUCCCCAAAUCCACAGUUUCAGCAAAACAAGGUACUGACUAAAGAUUACUACAAUCAACAUUGCUACAGUAAAAAAAACAAUGGCAAAUAGGGAUUUGGCACCACAUUUACAAAGUAAAAGCAUGCACUUUUAAUAUACUUCAGAUGUUUCUCAACAGAAAAGGCCAAUGGAAGAUGGAAAACAUGGGGCAUCUUUUACAGAACUCCCUAUGACUGAGACAAACAAGCAAGAAUCAAAGUGAUCAAUUUAGCAGAUAUGUAGCAGCAAAGUCACUGGUUCUGUUUGGAAUUUAGCAAUAUACUUUUCUAACUGACAGCUGCCCUGGGUGUGUCUGUAUCCAAGAAGCUGACUUUAUCAUACUACAUCAGCAUUUAUCUCGUAAUUUGGUGAUAAGCAUAAACUAGGUUAACCUUCAACCACAAGCUUAAAAAAAAAGAGAGAGCUAGAAUCUUAUUAUAGACUUCUUCAAUGUAACUGCCAUUUAGAAACCAUAAUGGUACUCUGAGCAGGAUAGUAACAUAAAUUUCAACCAAAAAACCUAUAAUUAGAGCCCAAAUAACUGAAAAGAAUUAAGUUAUUAUGGAAAUAUUAUAUUCUGACCAUACCUAGAGUUAAAAACAAAGUGUUCCUACUAAGAGGAAUAUUUUCAAGAUGAUCUGGUCACAUCAUGUGCAUAGUUAAGAUUGUGUUUUAAUAAAGGUUCUUUCACAAAAAAAUAAAAUUCAGUGAAGUUAUUCUUCCCUUAAUGAAAAAAAAAAAA